AUGUCAAUUAUUAUUUGGUAUAUUAGUAUAUUGGUUGAAUUAACUUGUCUUGAAGGUACAAAACAUGGUAAUCUCAUAUCUUUACAAAUGCUUGAUGUUGUUGUUCGUGUUGAAUCUAUUUUUUCAUUCGCUUGUAAUCAAAUGGUAAUUCUUCUUGAAAAUGCUCAUGUUUUUAUUCAUGGUUCAAAUUCUACAACUGUUGACGAAGUUUUAUAUGCUGCUGCAUGGAUUUGUGGUGAAUUUUGUUCUUAUUUAAAAGAACCACAAAAAAUUCUUGAAUCAAUGCUUAAUACAAAAAUAACUCUAUUUCCUGGACCUAUUCAAUCUGUUUACUAUCAAAAUAUUUUGAAAAUUAUUAUAUAUUUAAUUCAAUCAUCGAAUAAUGAUGAAACAUUAAUUCAACAACUUCUUUCAUUAACGAUUGAUAAAAUGUCUUUAUUUUUAUCAAGUGGUGAUGUCGAAGCACAAGAACGAGUUGGCCAUGCAAGUGUUAUUUUACAUAUUCUUAAAACAACAUUAAAAUUAAUUGAAAAAUCUGAAUUUAAUGUUAAUGAAUUAUCAGCAUUAUUUGAUUGUGUUCUUAAUCAAGUUGCUGCUAAAGCUCAAAGAAAAGUUGUUGUACCAAAUGGUUUGGAUUUGAAUGCUUGGAUAAAUGAUCCUCCAUCGGAUAGUGAAGAUGAAUCAAUAACAACAAGUUCAUAUUAUGAUAAUAAAGAUUUAUUUUAUGGUGAUAAUGGAGAAAAUUAUAAUUCUAAUUUAUAUUCCGGUGUUACAUUAAGUUAUCAAAAAUCAAAAAAAUAUAUUGGACUAACUGCUGAAGAAUUAGAAAAACAACGAGAAUCAAGAAAACAAAGUGAACAAAUGAAUCCAUUCUAUUUGAAAGAUUCGAAAAAACCAAAAGUGACACAAACGGUAUGA
Rotaria sordida is the source of this 918-nucleotide messenger RNA. NCBI's taxonomy places the organism in Eukaryota, Metazoa, Rotifera, Eurotatoria, Philodinida, Philodinidae. The record is from the annotation of a GenBank genome assembly.